GUUGUUCGAAGAAAACGGAGCGAAAAGUGUAAACACAAAUAACGCAGCGUCGAAGGUUUUACACAAACGUUUCCUAGUGGUUUUGUGGUGUCAAAAUGGGUCUUGACUUCGACGUGCAGGACUACAUCAAAACCCUCAACAAACACUCUCCGCCAUUCAAGUGUCCCAAGUGUGACAAAAAGUACAAAUCGGUGAUUGGUUUACAAUACCACCUAAACAACUAUGAUCAUGACAAUCCAUCACCGGCGGCUGGAAAUACAAGUACUGCUUCUGCUUCUGCUACCGCUACUCCUGCUGCAGCUGCUGUUGCCGUGGGUGAUUCCGUUGGUGUCGAUACACCCACACCGUCCGGGUCCGGUGCAUGUGGCGACACCGGUUCUGCUUCCACCAAAUCCAAAACCAAACCCAGUGUAAAGGAAGCUUCAUGUGAAACACCUGUUCGCCCAGUCAAAAACAACAACAACAAGAGAAGUCAAAAGAAAAAGGUCGGGGUUACUCCUAAAAAUAAGACACCAGCGGUGGCUUCGCGAGAAGCGCUAACCUACAUGGAAGAUGAGAAUUUGGUGAAGAUCGAAUUUGGUGGAAAAAAUAUUAACCUUUCGGUGGACGAAGAGUUUGCGUUGAUCAGCAUAGAAGACCACAAAAAGGCACUGGAGGAUCCGAAUUUGGAAAUGUUCGUCGUUCCGCCACCAUCGGAACCAACGGUAACUUUACCGGAAGGUGUUUUCAAAGAGAUUGAAGAGUACACAAUCAGUGAUGCCCCCGUCAGACCAAAUGCUUACAUUCGGUUUAUUGAGAAGAGCACGGAGGAAUUGGAUGGGGAAGUUGAAUACGAUGUUGACGAAGAAGACACUACUUGGUUAAGCAUUAUGAAUGAGCGACGAGCAUCACAAAAUCUCUGUCCUGUGGCCGUAGAUUCGCUGGAACUUUUGAUGGAUCGGUUGGAGAAGGAGUCCUACUUUCAGGCAUCGGUGACCGGCCAGAACGGAGCGAUCGUUGAUGACGAUGCCGUCUGUUGUAUCUGCAUGGACGGAGAAUGUCAGAAUACGAACGUGAUUUUGUUUUGUGACAUGUGUAAUCUGGCGGUUCACCAGGAUUGCUAUGGGGUUCCGUACAUUCCGGAGGGGCAGUGGCUUUGUCGGCGUUGUUUGCAAAGUCCCAGUCGUUCGGUGGACUGUGUGCUGUGUCCCAAUACGGGAGGUGCGUUCAAACAGACGGACAGUGGCCAAUGGGCGCACGUGGUUUGUGCGCUCUGGAUUCCGGAGGUUCGAUUUGCGAAUACAGUGUUUCUGGAACCGAUUGAUUCGAUAGAAAUGAUUCCUCCCGCCCGGUGGCGUUUGGUGUGCUAUAUUUGCAAACAGAAAGGAAUGGGUGCGUGUAUUCAGUGCAACCGAAAUUCCUGCUAUGCUGCCUUCCAUGUGACUUGUGCCCAACAGGCUGGACUCUGUAUGCGAAUGGAUCAGGUCCGUGGCAAUGACACCCAUCCGGUCGUAGUGCAAAAGACGGCAUACUGCGACGCGCACACUCCCAUCAAUGCACUGUCCUCGCCGGGAGAAUCCGGUGGUGACGUCGAUCCACGAGAGGCAUGCCGUGAGAAAAUGAAGAAAGCUCGAAAGAUGCUAGCAAUUAAGCGAACGUCGGCACCGGUCAUUUUAAUUCCAACGAUUCCACCGAAUCGAGUAGAGGAGAUUGCAUCGCUCGUAAAUAUUGCCAAGAAGCAGCAGUUUAUUCAGCGUUUGGUCGCUUACUGGACGCUCAAACGGCAACAUCGAAAUGGUGUUCCGCUGCUGAGGCGUUUGCAGAGUCAGGGACAAGCGCAGGGUGCCCCGGGAGGUCGUGAUAAGAACGAUGGUUCUCCGGAUGCUCGUGAGCUUUAUCAUCAGUUGAAGUAUUGGCAAUGUCUUCGGCAGGACUUGGAACGUGCCCGACUUCUGUGCGAGUUGGUACGAAAACGGGAAAAACUCAAACUAAUUCUAAUCAAAACAAACGAACAGUGCACAAUGGCCCAGCUGAAUCCGAUUGAACCCGUGCUGCAUCGGAUUUUGGAUCAGCUAGAAGCGAAGGACGUUCAGGAGAUCUUCCGGGAACCGGUGGACACGGACGAAGUCACCGAUUAUUUGACUGUCGUGAAAAAUCCUAUCGAUCUGGGAACUAUGCGACAAAAGCUGCGGAGUGGUUUCUACACCAGCAUCGAAGAUUUGGAGGCCGACGUUGCGCUGAUGAUCAGCAAUUGUUUGACGUACAACAACAAGGAUACGAUAUUCUACCGGGCGGGAAUCAAAAUGAAGGAUGCCGGAACGAUAAUUUUCCGAACGAUCCGCAAAGAACUGGAGCGAGCGGGAAUUCUGGAGAAACAUCAAUCACCACCGGCCAUUCAGGCGUUGGAAGAUUCGCUGGUGAUUGACAUCGAAGCCGAGUUGAGUCAGCUGAUACAGGAACCGCCCAGCGUGAAAUUGAUCGAAAAACUCCAACAGCAGGUAUCGAAAGCGAACGGAAUCAAGCACGGUCUGACGCGAUCCAAAAAGAUCAAGCACAUCCGGAGUGAGAUUGCCAAAAUCAAACGAGCGAUCGCUCGGGAACCAGAGAAACCAAGUGCUUCCCUCGAAAAGACACCAGUGGAAGUGCUCAAAAAGGCUGAGCCUGCAGUUACGAAAUCACCGAAGCUACAAACACCACCCGCAAGCCCGUUGAAAAUUCUCAACAAUAGUCCAUCGCCAUCCGGUGUCAAUCGACGAACGGCUGUCUUGUUCACGCGAAAGGCACAGGCUGCACUCAAGAAACCGGAAACCCCAUCGAAAGAGGAGGCGGUCAUUGCCGAGACCACCGAGCUUUUGCAGAAAACGGCCAAAAAAGCCACUCGUGGAAAACGUGGUAAUUCGAGUAAAAGCAAGGGCGCCACGUCGGGAUCCGCUAUCGGAGGAGGCGAGGCUGGAUUUCUCGGGAUACCGGGUCCUUCCCGAAGUAGCAAAUCGUCCGAAUCGCCGAACAAAAAGUCCUUCGAGGCUAUUCCGGACAGCUUUCGGGUUUAUCGAGGUGGACAGGACCGGGAGAUAUCGGAUUCGGACGAUAGCAACCUGAGCUUUACCGGAAGUACCUGCAGUAGCUGCAGUGGUUUUAGCGGAAGUGGCACUGAGUCGGAGUUUGGCAGUACGAGUAUGGACGACGACCAAUCGUUCUGCGACUCGGAAAUGUCCACCAGUGAAGCGGAAGCCUUCCCGGAGAAACCUUUGCUCGAACCACUGAAACUGGUUUGGGCGAAAUGUCGUGGCUAUCCGUGGUACCCGGCGCUCAUAAUCGAUCCGGACAUUCCCAGCGGGUUCGUUCACAAUGGAGUCCCGCUGCCGGCGCCACCAGCGGACGUUUUAGCCCUGAAGGCAAAUUACGAUGAACCGGUGUUUCUGGUGUUGUUUUUCGACGUGAAGCGAACCUGGCAGUGGCUUCCGGCGAACAAGUUGGAACUGCUGGGUGUCAACAAAGAACUGGACCAGAACAAGCUGGUAGAAUCUCGGAAACCCACGGAACGGAAAGCCGUCAACAAGGCUUACCAGGAGGCACUGCACUAUCACAGCCAGGUGUCGAGCGCUGAUGGCCCGGCGGGGAAGCUGUGAAGAUCGGUUCGGACCGGUCACCUCCAGAGCUGUUAUUGUUUGUGACUUAUGAUGUAAUGAAAAUGUUGUUUGGAGAGUUAUCGCAUUCUGCGAGCGUUUCUGUUUUAUCACGAUGACCCUGUACACCAGCUGAUGCAUGUUUUAUUUGAUAGGAAUAGAGGCACAUAGCUCUAAGACUACACUGUAUUAUUUAUGAUGUAGGUUUCGGCGUUAUACGAGGUUUAUUAUCCGAUAUGAAUAAAGCUUUGUAUGGAGUAUCAGAAUAUGUA
Malaya genurostris is the source of this 3877-nucleotide messenger RNA. It is a transcript of the gene Br140, whose product is annotated as bromodomain-containing protein homolog. Gene Ontology annotation, cellular component: MOZ/MORF histone acetyltransferase complex. The record is from RefSeq and is a predicted model, not a curated record. Gene Ontology annotation, biological process: regulation of transcription by RNA polymerase II. Bases 96 to 3608 code for a protein of 1170 amino acids. Gene Ontology annotation, molecular function: protein binding. NCBI's taxonomy places the organism in Eukaryota, Metazoa, Arthropoda, Insecta, Diptera, Culicidae. The transcript has 5 exons.